AGUUUCAGUUUCAUUUCUUUCCUUGAGUCUCUGAAGCCGUGGUUCCUUAGAAUCUUUUGUCUCAAAACUGCGGCUGCUUGAUAAAUUUAGAACUGUUAAUCCUCAAUUUAAGCGUGAUCCAACUCUUAGAAACAGAUACAAAACAAUGGAAGUGACAACAAGAUUGACAUGGAAUGAUGAAAAGAGACUGCAAAAGCAACUUGGAAAUGUUUCACUGAGUCUUCUUUAUAAGUCUAGUGUUCAUGGAUUUGGACUUAGAGAUAUGGUUCAGCGAUGCAGUCAUCAGGGAUCCACUGUAACAAUGAUUUACCUUAAAACCAAUAUUAUUGGGGUCUUUAUGCUUGGGAAUUAUCCUACAUUAAGUAAAUAUUUUGAAGAACCACAUUAUUCCUUUUGUUUUCUAUUUAGAAGUAAAGAUAACAUAACUGGAACGGACACUUUUCUUUUAAAUAUGGCACCAGAAAUUGCUGAUAAUCAACUGAUGUAUCGUUUAUCUGAUGAGACGAUUUUCUCUCUGUGUCCAAACAAUAAAACACUUUAUCUACUUAGAAGUGUAAAAAAGAAAUUAGGACUAUUUGAAGGAAGGACUAUGGAUCCCUUUAUAUAUGGCGAAUGUGAGGUUUUUCGAGUUGAAGGAGUUAAAGGUGGUCUAAGCUCCAUAAAGAGAAUAAUGAACGUCACACAGCACAGAGAUAGACUCCUAGAAGAACUCAGAGCCUACAAACCCUAUGCGGACUUGGUUUCAAAAGUUCAUAUUCUCUUGCUGGGUCCAGUUGGGUCUGGAAAGUCCAGUUUUUUCAAUUCAGUCAAGUCUGUUUUCCAUGGCCGCAUGACUCGCCAAGCACUAGUGGGGUCUGAUAUCACCAGCAUUACUGAACAGUAUAGGACAUAUUCUGUUAAAGAUGGAAUAGGUGGAAAAUCUCUGCCAUUUAUGUUGUGUGACUCCAUGGGGCUGGAUGAGACAGAGAAAAUAGGACUGUGUAUGGAUGACAUUCCUCACAUCUUAAAAGGCUGUAUGCCAGACAGAUAUCAGUUUAAUCCCCAUAAACCAAUUACACCUCAGCAUUCCGCCUUCAUUACCUCUCCAUCACUGAAGGACAGAAUUCACUGUGUGGCUUAUGUCUUAGACAUCAACUCUAUUAACAGUCUCUCCUCUAAAAUGGUGGCCAAGUUCAAACAAGUUCACAAAGAAGUAUUAAACUGUGGUAUAGCACAUGUAGCCUUGCUUACUAAAGUAAAAAAUUACAAUGAAGUUCUUCAAGGCAACUUUUUAAACAUGAAUAGAUCUAUGACUUCUCAAAGCCAGGUAAUGAAAGUCAGCAAAAUGCUAGACAUUCCUAUUCGUAAUAUCCUGAUGGUUGAAAAUUAUGCUUCAGAGUUUGAGCUGGACCCUGUAAAGGACGUUCUGAUUCUUUCUGCACUGAAGCAGAUACUGCGGGCUGCAGAUGACAUCUUAGAGGAUUUGCCACUUGCAGAAACUGUUAGCCUGUGACAUCGGUUACCUUGAUUCUGACGCUUGGCUCGAUCCUGUAUUGGAGUGCCCCGACUACAGUGCAUCUCUGUUGACAGCCUCCUUCAGACUCUGCUUUUGUUCAUGUUUUGCCUUCUGUCCUUGUAUCAGUCAUACCUCAAGUCCAAAAAGGCCAAGCCUGAGAAGUAGUGGGCUAAAAUAGGCCCUACCACAAACCACCCUGCAUAUUUCUGUAGAAAUUCUGUACAAUUUCUAGAUGUUACCAUUUCUAAUUUAGUUUCUGUGAUACCUUUCUAAACCUCUCCAGGCAAAAUUAGCUGUUCCUUUACUUAUUCCUGUAUAGCACUUUAUAUAAAGCUAUGUGAGUACUAAUCAUACUGAAUAAUAAUUAUAAAAUGAUUAUAUAGAUAUAUGCUUUCCUAAAUAGACUGUGAGUUCUUUGAGAAACAAGGUUUGGAUUUUACUUGUCUUUGUUUCCACAGAACUUAGCACAGUGCCUGGUAAUGAGCAAGCACACCUGCCUUUACUCUUCCCUCUCACCCUCCCCAGGGUGAUGAUGUUUACUUUAACAUUUUCUCCAUAUAGAAGGGAAGAUUGAGAGAGAAUGAAAUGCUGAAGAGAGAAAAUAGCAAUGAAGAAGAUGAAAUGCUUUGCUUAUCUCUGAAUAAAAAUAUGAAUACUCUUAAUAAUUGAUUUAAAUUAAUUAAAAUGAGCCAAUAUUUUUAACAACUUACAUUU
This is a messenger RNA of Lemur catta (Ring-tailed lemur), 2209 nucleotides long. It is a transcript of the gene IFI44L, whose product is annotated as interferon induced protein 44 like. The record is from RefSeq and is a predicted model, not a curated record. Bases 146 to 1492 code for a protein of 448 amino acids. The transcript is spliced from 9 exons. NCBI's taxonomy places the organism in Eukaryota, Metazoa, Chordata, Mammalia, Primates, Lemuridae.